Molecule: messenger RNA, 590 nt
Organism: Kickxella alabastrina
Lineage: Eukaryota; Fungi; Kickxellomycota; Kickxellomycetes; Kickxellales; Kickxellaceae
Exons: 1
Coding region: 43-522 (159 amino acids)
Biological process (GO): positive regulation of ATP-dependent activity
Molecular function (GO): ferrous iron binding; ATPase activator activity
Source: RefSeq, a predicted model, not a curated record
GUUUUUUUUACUGACUUCGUAUUUAUUUAUUCGACAUAUUCGAUGGCGACGCCAGACUACUACACGGUGCUUAAAGUGCCUAACACAGCAUCGCACGACGAAAUCAAACGCGCGUACUAUGCUCUCAGCCGAAUAGUACAUCCUGACAAAAAGACGAGCAUUGUCAAUAACAAUUACAAUAGCAAUAGCAAUAGUUCCAAGGAAUGCGGUCAAUUGGAUGUCGAGUUUCAUCAGUUGAGUGUGGCUUGGGAAAUAUUGGGUGAUGCAGCGCGGCGCAAGGCAUAUGACCAGCGGGUAAAGGCCGUCCAGAAUCGAGCUCUCGGGGUUGUGCAGGACGAAAUUGAUUUGGACGACAUGGACUUUGACGAGGACUCUGGUACAUACUCGUUUCCUUGUCGCUGUAGUGGGCGGUACUCCAUUGCGGAGAGCGAUUUGGAAGCAGGGAGGGAGAUUGCCCCGUGUGUGGAUUGUUCGUUAAAAAUCAAGGUGCUGUACGAGGCCGCCGAUGACAAUGAUGAGUAAAUGCCAUAUUUACAACCCUUUCAAUUCUUGCUUCAUUCGUGGCAUUUUUAUUGCUUUUAUUUUUUGGC